CACACACACACACACACACACACACACACACUGUUACAGUUCGACAGCCUCAGUAACACAGACACCUAUACAAUCACACACUGCUACGGAUUCACAGACUCAUUAACACACACACACACACACACACACACACACACUCAUGUUGCGGGAGCUGCUGUUGGUGUGUGUGGUGGGCAGCGUGGGUGCAGCCGUGGGCGCGGGUGUGUGUCCCUCCGUGUGCUCGUGUCAACAGGAAGGAGCGCUGCUGAUCACUGACUGCUCCGAACUCGGACUAUCAUCCAUCCCUGAGGAUCUAAACCCCCUUACCUCUUACCUAGAUCUCAGCAUGAACAACAUCAGCGAAAUCCAACCCAAUGCUUUCCACAACCUGCCGUUCCUCACCGAACUGCGUCUCUCUGGGAAUCAGCUCCGACACAUCAGUGGCUCCGCCCUCCAUGGCCUCACCGGUCUCAAAAUCCUGAUGCUGCAGAACAACCAGCUGGAGAGACUGGAGAGUGAAGAUCCAUGGGAACUGCCCAACCUGCUUUCACUACGUCUGGACGCUAACCUCAUCGCAGACGUUCCCACUCAGACGUUUUCAGGCAUGCGGUCUCUACGCCACCUGUGGUUGGAUGACAACGCACUAACCGACAUCCCAGUGAGCGCGCUCAGUGACCUUUCAACCCUGCAGGCAAUGACUCUCGCGCUCAACCGCAUCACACACAUCCCCGACUACGCCUUCAGGAACCUGUCCAACCUCGUUGUGCUGCAUCUUCAUAACAACCUAAUCCAGACUCUGGGAGAGAACUGCUUCGAGGGCCUGCGCAGUCUCGAGACUCUCGAGCUGAACUUCAACACUCUUCAGGAAUUUCCCGUGGCCAUCCGGACGCUGAACAAACUCCAGGAGCUGGGUUUCCACAACAAUAACAUCAGGAUGAUUCCUGAGAGAGCUUUUGUGGGGAACCCGCUGCUGCAGACCAUUCAUUUCUACGAGAAUCCCAUCCAGUUUGUUGGAAGAUCUGCGUUCCAAUUCUUGCCACAGUUACACACUCUAUCUCUGAAUGGCGCCACUGAGAUACGGGAAUUCCCUGACCUGACAGGGACCACAAGCCUGCAAGUGCUCACUCUGACCCGAGCAGGUCUCACCAGUCUGCCACCUGAUCUCUGUCAACAGCUGCCCAAUCUCAGAGUGCUUGAGUUGUCUCAUAAUGCAGUCGAGAAUUUGCCAAGUUUUUACCGCUGUACUUCACUGCAAGAGAUUGGACUGCAGCACAAUCGGAUCAGGCGGAUCGAGCUGAACACCUUUCAGCAGCUCGCAUCCCUUCGAUCGCUUGAUCUGAGUUGGAAUCAGAUUGAGAUGAUCCACCCUGAUGCCUUCACCUCUCUCCACUCUCUGCUCAAACUCGAUCUGAGCGAUAACCGGUUAUCCCGAGUCCCCCUGUCCGGCCUGAGCAGUCUUACUCACCUCAAACUGAGAGGAAACACACACCUGUCUCACUCCUUCAGAGAGGAACAGCUGCCCAACAUCAGGGUAAUCGAGAUGCCCUAUGCUUAUCAGUGCUGCGUGUUUGGAGCAUGCAGCGGCUACAGAUCCAACGCUCAGUGGGAGGAAACGACGGGCACAGAGGAGGAGGACCUUCAGAAAAAGGCUCUCGGUCUCGUUCCGAUUCAUUCUGACUAUGAUCCUGAUCUGGAGGAAUUCCAGGCAGCCAUUGAAGAGUCCAAACUCCAAACUAGUGUCCAGUGCACCCCUGUCCCAGGUCCGUUUAAGCCGUGUGACGCGCUGUUCGACAGCUGGUUGGUGCGUUUGGGGAUGUGGAUCGUUUCUCUCGUCUCUCUGCUGGCCAACAUUCUCCUUGUGCUCUCCGUCUUCGCCUCGCCCAGCUACCUCUCGCCUGUUAAGUUCAUCAUCGGCUCCAUCGGCGCCGCUAACCUGCUCACUGGGCUCUGCGUCUGUGUGUUGGCGCUAAUCGACGCUCUGACCUUCGGCGAGUUUGCUUCCUACGGUGCACGCUGGGAAACGGGCGCCGGUUGCGGAGCAACAGGGUUCAUCUCUGUAGCAGCAUCAGAAUCAUCCAUCCUGUUCCUGGUGCUUGCGGCGGUUCAGUGCAGUGUUUCCGUGUCGUUUGGGAAGUCGCCGUCUCAUGGCAGCGUCCGAUGCGCCGCGGCAGUCUGCGUGACGCUUUCGCUGGUCUCUGCAAGCCUGCCUCUGCUGGGGGUGGGGAAAUUUGGAACCACGCCGCUUUGUAUCCCCUCCCCUCUUCCAGAUGCCCCGCCCACCACAUUGGGCUUCAUGGUAGCUCUGAUUAUGAUGAACUCUCUCUGUUUCCUGCUCAUCACGAGCACCUAUAUUAAGCUCUACUGGGAUCUGAUGAAGGGGAACUUCGACAGCGUGUGGGACUGUGCCAUGAUCAAACACGUCGCCUGGCUCAUUUUCACCAACUGCCUGCUUUAUUGCCCUGUCGCGUUCCUCACGUUCGCCUCCCUGCUCUCGCUCAUCCCUGUCAGCGAGGACGUGAUCAAAUCCGUCCUUCUGCUGCUCCUCCCGCUGCCGGCGUGCGUCAACCCGCUGCUUUACCUCCUCUUCAACCCGCAUUUCCGCGAGGAUGCAAAGCUCCUCCUGAACCGAGCUCGCCUGGUGCAGGACCGCGUUCUCGAUUCCUUCGUCUCUGUGGAGAUAGAGAAGAGCUCGUGCGACUCCACCCAGGCACUCGUGCCUUUUUGCUCCGAGGCAGACGCAACGCUCGAGGGCUCUGUGCCACUCGUGCCGUGCCAGCUGCAGAUGACGAAUAAAGAAAAUGCCAAAAAGGAAGAAAACGUCUGGAGCAAAAGGAUGGACACUCCGAGAGGAAGCUCUCACAUCUCUGGAGUUUAUCAGUCUUCACAUCCCGUGUGCCACUCGUAAAUCUCGUCGGACGUUGCUCAGAUAUCAGAACCCUUCCAAUUAGGAGAAAGACAUUUAUCAUGGACAAAAUUCUGUUACUGUUUGAUAACUGAGUAAAUAAAUAUGGACUCAAACUGCUGGACCCAACAGGUUCAUACAAUAGGCAGGUGAAAUAUUUCAAAUCCCACCAUACAUUAAUGAUUUGUACAAAAAUGAAAAGCACACAAUGUCAUCCAAAUGUAGUCGAUCAGCUGACAUGUGUUUGCUGUCUAAUGUUGUCUAAACUAUAAGUUUGCAUUACUUCUUAGCUCCAUUAUCCUCCUCCAGUGCAAAAUCCACGUCUGCACUACGGCAGCUUGUUUACACCACAUAUUACUCAGAUUUAUCUAGCAAUUGCGACAUAACAUCACAGUGACCCCAUGACAUCACAACUGCGAUUUUUUUAU
Molecule: messenger RNA, 3309 nt
Organism: Ictalurus furcatus (blue catfish)
Lineage: Eukaryota; Metazoa; Chordata; Actinopteri; Siluriformes; Ictaluridae
Gene: lgr6
Product: leucine-rich repeat-containing G-protein coupled receptor 6
Exons: 18
Coding region: 140-2884 (914 amino acids)
Biological process (GO): G protein-coupled receptor signaling pathway
Cellular component (GO): membrane
Molecular function (GO): protein binding; G protein-coupled receptor activity; protein-hormone receptor activity
Source: RefSeq, a predicted model, not a curated record